Molecule: messenger RNA, 3231 nt
Organism: Prunus avium (sweet cherry)
Lineage: Eukaryota; Viridiplantae; Streptophyta; Magnoliopsida; Rosales; Rosaceae
Source: RefSeq, a predicted model, not a curated record
AUGUACACACGAAGAACAUCUACAACACCUCAAUGGAAAUAUGAUGUCUUUCUCAGUUUUAGAGGUGAUGACACUCGGAAGGGCUUUACAGACCACUUAUAUGAAACAUUGAGAGCUCAAGGAAUCAUAACUUUCAGGGAUGAGCCUAAAAUUUCGAAGGGAAAAGCUAUUUCUCGAGAACUGAUUGCUGCGAUUGAAGGUUCAAGGUUUGCGCUUAUUGUCCUCUCACAAAAUUAUGCAUCCUCAACAUGGUGCUUGGAUGAACUUCUACACAUUCUUAAAUUCAUGGAAGCAAGAGAAGCAGUGCUACCAAUUUUCUAUUAUGUUGAUCCAUCUCAUGUACGAAAACAAACGGGGUGUUUUGAGAAAGCCUUUACACAACUGGAAGAAAGAUUUAGUUAUGAUGAAAAAACGAAGGUGCAAGAGUGGAGAGAUGCGUUGGCGAAAGUGGCAGAUUUCUCUGGGUGGAAGGCUAAGGACUGGUACGAAACCUUGCUCAUCAAAGAUAUAAUCGAUGUGAUAUGGAAAAGAUUACGUCCUACAUCGUUUACUUCUGUGGAGAACUCAGUUGGAUUAGACUCAAGUAUGAACUCAAUUGAUUUAUUGUUAGGUGCAGGGGUCGAUGAUGUUCGCUUUAUAGGGAUAUGGGGUAUGGGUGGGAUUGGUAAAACAACUAUUGCCAGAGUUGUUCGCGAGAGAAUCUCUCCUGAAUUUGAAUUCAGCAUAUUUCUUGAGAAUGUCAGUGAUAAUGUUAAAAAAGGUGGUCUAAUAUCCCAACAAAGAGAAAUUCUUUCAAGGAUAUCGAUGAAAACGAUUGACAUAUAUGAUAUUCAUGAAGGAUCCACAAUGAUUAGAAGAUUACUUCGUCACAAAAAGGUUCUUCUCAUUCUCGAUGAUGUGACAGACUCAGACCAUUUAGAUUAUUUGGCUGGAAAGCAAGAGUGGUUUGGUUCUGGGAGUAGAGUUCUUAUUACAACUAGAAAUGAGCAUUUGUUAAUUGAACAUGGAGUGAAGAGAAGAUUUCAGGUCAAACGUCUAAAUCAUGAUGACGCUCUUAAGCUUUUUAGUUGGAAAGCCUUUGGAAAAGACCACCCUGAAAAAAACUAUAUUGAUUUGUCUAGCUGUGUUGUGAGUUAUGCCGAUGGUCUUCCACUAGCUCUUAAAGUUUUGGGGAGUUUUUUGCGUGGAAGACAUGUAAGUGCUUGGAACAGUGCGUUGGGUAAACUAAGAGAUCUUUGUAACACAGUUUUGGGGACACUUCAAAUAAGUUACGAUGAUCUAGAUGACAAGGAGAAGAAAAUUUUCCUAGACAUUGCAUGUUUCUUUAACGGGGAGAAAGAAGAUCGAGUUAUAGAAAUCCUAGACAGUUGCGGCUUUUGUGCAGGUAUUGGAAUAGAUGUCCUCAUUGAGAAAUCUCUGUUAACUAAUUCCUAUGGCACUCUAUGGAUGCAUCAGUUGCUCCAAGAGAUGGGUCGUGAAAUAGUCAAUCGAGAGUGUCUUGAUGAGCCAGGAAAUCGCAGCAGGUUGUGGCGCCAUGAAGAGGCCAAUCAUGUGUUGAGCAAAAAUACAGGAACAGACGCAGUAGAAAGUAUAACCAUGGACAAAACUGGGCCAGUGGUGCACGCAGUCGCUAUAUGCUUUUCAAGGAUGAAGAAACUGAGACUUCUCAAUCUUGCUAAUGUGAACCUCUCUAAUGAUCUUGAAUAUCUCUCCGAUAAUUUACGAAGUCUUGAAUGGGCUGGGUAUCCUUCAAAAUAUUUCCCGUCACAUUUCAACCCAGAGAACCUACUAGAACUUAUCAUGUGCCAUAGUCACAUUGAAUCUUUUUGGACGGGUGUUAAGAUUUUAUACAAUUUGAAAGUCAUUAAGCUCAGCCACUCUUUGAAUCUUGUCAACACCCCAGACUUUAGAGGCUUUCCAAAUCUUGAGAAUCUGAUUCUGGAAGGUUGUAUACGAUUGUAUAAGGUUGACCCAUCCCUUGGAAUGCUUGAAAGAAUUACUCAGAUAAACUUGAAGGAUUGCAAAAGUCUUGUGUAUCUUCCACGAAGUGUGUAUGGCUUAAAAUCUGUCAAAGUACUUAAUCUUUCUGGCUGCUCAAAGCUCGACAAGUUGCCCAAUGAGUUGGGCAAUGCAGAGUGCUUGGAGGAGCUUGAUGUGAGUGGAACUGUCAUAAGAGAACUGCCUUCCUCCAUUGUUCGGUUGAAAAGCCUCACAGUACUUAACUUUCGUGGAUGUAAAGGACCAUCACCUAAAUUUUGGAAUUUGCUCGGCCUUGUUCAGCUAGUUCUCUCCCUUUUUCAGCGAUUUCUAAUAAGAAGUCGAGUUCCCACGCCUUUGUUGCUGCCUUCUCUAUCCAGUUUGGUUUCCUUAAAACAACUAACUCUAAGUGAUUGCAAUCUCUUGGAAGUCCCUAAUGACCUUAGCUGCUUGUCCACAUUAAUCUACCUAGAUCUCAGUAGAAACCAGUUUGUUAGCCUACCCAACGUCAUCUCUCUGCUUUCUAGACUUCAAUUUCUUAACUUGGAGUAUUGCGAGAGGCUUCAAGAAUUGCCAGAGGUUCCACAAAGAGAAGUCCCUAUUACUCAAGAAGUAUUUCAAUUUGUUGUUCCUGGAAAUGAAAUUCCCGAGUGGUUCAAUCAUAAAUCUGCUGAAUAUAUAUACAACGAGGAAGAGUGGUUCAAUCCUCAAAGUGUGGAGUAUCCAUUAAGUGCAGAGCUACGCCCAGGUUGGUUUACUGAAAACUGGAUGGGAUUCGCAGUGUGCAUUGCUUUUGCAAUCCAGGAACGAUCACCUAAUUGCGACCAUGCUUUGAAGUAUCCCAAUUAUGAUUAUAAUUAUACACAUAUUAUUACUUGCAAAGUGGACAUCAAUGGAAAGGAGGCGACGGCACGUAGGCGUCCAUUUGUGAUUUUCAAUGCAGAGUUGGGCCAAGCUGUGUCUGAUCACCUUUGGGUACUCUUUUUUCCUCGUCACUUUCCUCAGUUUUGGAAGGGUAUCAGCGAUCAGGUUAAAUUGCCUUCUGGCACAGAGUGGUGGCAAGGUAUAUUUGGUCAGAUUACAUUUUCAAUUACGGCCAGAGUUGGCCAUGGAGUAAUAGUGAAGCAGUGUGCGGCUCGUCUGGUGUACGAGGAAGACUUGGAAGAGCUUGCCCCAAGAUUUAGCGGCCGGACCCGGAGCAAUGUCAGCAUUUCUGAGGUGGAUUCAGAAUUCCCCUCUUACACAAACAAGUAG